Molecule: messenger RNA, 3705 nt
Organism: Scleropages formosus (Asian bonytongue)
Lineage: Eukaryota; Metazoa; Chordata; Actinopteri; Osteoglossiformes; Osteoglossidae
Gene: ahcyl1
Product: adenosylhomocysteinase-like 1
Exons: 17
Coding region: 344-1978 (544 amino acids)
Biological process (GO): L-methionine cycle
Cellular component (GO): cytosol
Source: RefSeq, a predicted model, not a curated record
CCCUCCCGGACGGUCGCGCGACCGUUCCCGUUGAAAAGGGACGGUGGCCGCGCGGGCUGCGGUGACGACACGAUUAAUAUUUAAAAGGAAACGGAGCGAAAGGACAAAUGCGCGGCGCGCGAGUCACACCGCAGCGCGAGGCUCGCCGGGUCUGUCCGCAGCCGCAGGUGCGGAGAAGGGCGUUCGUAUAACGGGCAGUGAGUGCGGAGGAGGAGACAAGAAGUGUCACUGUGACUGUCACUGUCAUCGUCACCAUCAUCAUCAUCAUCAUCAUCAUCACCAUCAUCACCGCGGGAGCGCUGUAGCGGACGCGCGCGCGGGACGGGACGGCUGCGCGAGGAGGAUGUCCGAGUCCGCGUGCGACGCCAAGGCCAGCAAGGAGGUGAAGGAGAGCGAGAACGUGGCCGAGAAGUACUCCAGCAUGAGCGCGACCCGGAGCGGCGGGGACGAGCUCUCGUGCGCCUUCAGCGCCGUGCCCGCGCACAAGCCCGUAAAGAAGCAGAUCCAGUUUGUGACCUCAGAGGAGAAGCAGGAGUUCAGCAAGUUCCCCACCAAGGCUGGACGCCGAUCGCUGUCCCGCUCCAUCUCUCAGUCCUCAACGGACAGCUACAGCUCAGCCGCCUCCUACACCGACAGCUCGGACGAUGAGACGUCCCCCCGCGACAAGACUCAGGUCAACUCCAAGGGCAGCGGCGACUUCUGUGUGAAGAACAUCAAGCAGGCCGAGUUCGGCCGACGGGAGAUCGAGAUCGCGGAGCAAGACAUGUCGGCCCUCAUCUCCCUCCGGAAGAGGGCCCAGGGGGAGAAGCCGCUCGCCGGAUCCAAGAUCGUGGGCUGCACUCACAUCACGGCCCAGACAGCGGUCUUGAUUGAAACGCUGGUUGCCCUUGGAGCUCAAUGCCGAUGGACCGCCUGCAACAUCUACUCCACGCAGAACGAGGUGGCGGCUGCCCUCUCAGAGGCAGGAGUGGCCGUGUUCGCCUGGAAGGGGGAGUCCGAGGCCGACUUUUGGUGGUGCAUCGACCGGUGCGUCGGCACAGAAGCCUGGCAGCCCAAUAUGAUCCUGGAUGACGGGGGUGACUUGACACACUGGGUUUACAAGAAAUACCCCAAUGUCUUCAAGAAGAUCCGCGGCAUCGUGGAGGAGAGCGUCACCGGUGUCCACAGGCUGUACCAACUCUCCAAGGCCGGGAAGCUGUGUGUCCCCGCCAUGAACGUCAACGACUCGGUCACCAAGCAGAAGUUCGACAAUCUCUACUGCUGCCGGGAGUCCAUCCUGGAUGGGCUAAAGAGGACCACUGAUGUGAUGUUCGGUGGAAAACAAGUGGUGGUUUGUGGGUAUGGAGAGGUGGGGAAAGGCUGCUGCUCUGCCCUGAAGGCGCUGGGGGCGAUCGUUUACGUCACGGAGAUCGACCCCAUCUGUGCCCUGCAGGCCUGCAUGGAUGGCUUUCGAGUGGUCAAGCUGAACGAGGUCAUUCGCCAGGUGGACAUGAUCAUCACCUGCACAGGGAACAAAAACGUGGUGACCAGAGAGCAGCUGGAUCGCGUGAAGAAUGGCUGCAUCGUGUGCAACAUGGGCCACUCCAACACGGAGAUCGAUGUGGCCAGCCUGCGAACUCCAGAGCUCACCUGGGAGCGGGUGCGAUCGCAAGUGGACCACGUCAUCUGGCCCGAUGGGAAGCGGGUGGUCCUGCUGGCCGAGGGCCGCCUGCUGAACCUGAGCUGCUCCACGGUGCCCACGUUUGUCCUGUCAAUCACAGCUACGACCCAGGCUCUGGCUUUGAUAGAGCUCUACAACGCACCUGAGGGCCGCUACAAACAGGACGUCUACCUGCUGCCCAAGAAGAUGGAUGAGUACGUCGCCAGCUUGCACCUGCCCACCUUUGACGCCCACCUGACGGAACUGUCUGACGAGCAGGCCAAGUACCUGGGUCUGAACAAGAACGGGCCCUUCAAGCCCAACUACUACAGGUACUAACAUGACGGAUGGAUCCUGCGCGUUGCAAACCCGGCAAAGCUAGGAGCCUUCCGAGAGAACCUGCUGGCGUCCGAAGGUGUUUUUGAAGACCGGCGUUGUCAUAGAAGAUAAACCUCCAUCAAGCUGAAUGUUGACCCCUUUCACGCGUGCUUUCCUUAACACGGAACCGACCGCCUUCCGUCUCACCCAGGGUCCGGACUAAACGCGGACUCCACACGUACACACGCUCGCUUAGAUGCGUCCGUAGGAACCGUAAGCGCAAUAGCAAGCGUCGCUUAGCUGCGCGCACAGAAACUCAUCUCGUGUCCCUUUUGUUCCACUUCUCCAGUACAAACGUUCUAAAUUCCUUUACGGUUCUUAAAAUCUUUCUAUGUCAAGGUAGUUCGGUAGCUAAGAAACGUGCUACGGUGCCAAACGCACACCAAGUGCAACAAGAAGGAAACGAUCUGGCCGUGCGCCUUUACUGUGCUCGUGUCACUUUGUGGUCACACUCUGGUCUGCUGCCUCUGGGCUUUCACCGCAGCUUCUCAGACAUUCCUCAGCGAGCUCUUCCCUCGAACCCUGAGCCUCCGCUCUGUGCGCCGAGGCUUUCAAGUCAUUCCUUCAUUUAACUAUUUGCGUCUUCGUGUCGGUGUCCUUAUUUUCUUCGCUCGAAUUCCCGUUGACCUUAAUGCGUAAUGUGAAUCGCACGUUCUUUUUCUGCCUUCUCGGCUGUGAACCUUUCUCGUUGUUUGUUGGUUGCGCACACACAUACACACAUGCACGCGCGCGCACACAAAAAAGUGUAACAUGCUGUUGUUUCAUAGUGUUUCAACAACAAAAUAUAGAUACUUGUGAGCUAGCCCUUGGAGAUUUGUGUCAAUGAAGCCUGUGGGAAGAGCAGGUACUGUUCAGUGAUGGGAACAGAAAUUAUGGCACCAGCUGUUGGGUUGAACUGAACCAUUAGUGAACUGUUUCACCUGUAGUCCUGUUGACCUCAAAAUUUAACACAGGAAGCAAUAUUGUAGAUUUUCACCUGUAGGCCACUGCGACCAGUGUUUUUAAGGCAACUGGUCAACAAGAGAUAAAAACGAAGCGUGUCAAUUAUGGGGCCCAUGUUUCCUCUGGGUGCUCUGGUUUCCUCCCACUGUCCAAAGACAUGUUUCAGAUGAACUGGUGAAAACCGCCCGCGGUGUGUGAUUGCCCUCUGAUGUACUGGCAUCUCAUCCAGGGAUAAUGAUAUGAAUGAAUAAUGUCCUUAAUGGAAAAAGCUGUAUAUUUUAGUAUACCCUUCCAUAAUAUUAUUUUCAUGCAUGCUAUUCCUAAAUUGAUCCGUUUUUUUAUUACAAAUGUAUACACAUAGUACAUAGUGUGAAUUGCUUUUUCACAAUGGGGGCGACCCCACGCUGUAUUUUAACCGAUUCGCCCAGUUUUCAGCUGCUUCAUAUAAAAUAUUGUUUUUCUAACCUGGAUUAUUUUUUAAGAAAUUGUAAAAUUAAUGAACGUUCAACGUUUUUGUGAAACAUUCAUAAAUGCCAUCCACGUAAUGCCUGGAGCAUUUGCACUGCGUUUGAAAUCAUCUUUUCUACGUCCUCACUGGUGUGGUCAGUGUAAACUCUGUCGCAAAUCACACUUUGUUUGUGUUUGUUGACACCCAGUACUAAAUUGACUGCAUUAUGUGUUCAAGACCUCGGUAGCUUUUUUUGUACCACCUAGUGCCCAGAGGAACUUUAAAGAGUUAUAUAUAU